Messenger RNA from Symbiodinium pilosum, 378 nucleotides. NCBI's taxonomy places the organism in Eukaryota, Dinophyceae, Suessiales, Symbiodiniaceae. The record is from the annotation of a GenBank genome assembly.
AUGGGCUGGGGAGGUGGAUGGGGCGGUAAAGGCAAGUUCGGCGGCGGUGGUGGCGGCUGGUCUCCAUGGCAGCCUAUGUUCAUGAAAUGGGGCAAGGGCAAGGGCGGUGGCAAGGGGCUAAAGGUUGACCCAGCCUUGAAAUGCUGGAUUGGAAACCUGGCAGAGGGUACAACCUGGAAGGCGCUUCAGGAUCACAUGAACCAGGCUGGCAAGACCACUUGGGUCGAGUGCUUCAGCGGCAAGGGUUCCGGCACGGGCGGUGUCUCCUUCUCCACCGCAGAGGAAGCCGCCAAUGCCAUCACCAUGCUCAACGGGAGCUUGCUCAAUGGCCAAGCCAUCAUGGUAGACGUGUGGGUGAAGCAGCAGCAGACGGGCUAA